Messenger RNA from Pollicipes pollicipes, 1699 nucleotides. RefSeq names its product fibrous sheath CABYR-binding protein-like. The transcript has 4 exons. The annotation marks the transcript as partial. The record is from RefSeq and is a predicted model, not a curated record. NCBI's taxonomy places the organism in Eukaryota, Metazoa, Arthropoda, Thecostraca, Pollicipedomorpha, Pollicipedidae.
GCUCGCGCCACGCCGGCGAGUGACCACCCGCGGGAGGACAGAGAUGCCCACCAUGAGGCCGCUGCUCUGCCUGCUGCUGUGCGGCUGGUGCGGCGCGGUGCCGCUGGUGUCGUCCUCUAGCGGCCGCCAGGGGGCGCCCCCGGCCGGUCGCCAGGUGGCGCCGAGUCAGCAGAUCCUGGGCGAGCUACAGUACCUGUUCCGGCAGGCGGCUGCCGGUCAGCAGCCGCCCGCCGAGUACGGCGCCGCGCGCGAGGAGCUCGAUCAGAUGCUCGCAGGGCUGGACCAGCUGGCGGCCGUGGUACCGAGCGCACAGCACCAGCCGCCCGUCCAGCCCGCUGCGCCCACAAUGACCACAGAGCAGCCUGCAGAUAAGCCCAUCAUAGACCCAGGACUGUUCGUGAUCCAGGGUGUGCAGACCUGCGGCGCCGGUGCCGGCUACUGCGUGCUCGGCUACAACUGCUCUUCCGACAACGACUUCGAGGACGAUGCGAGCGGCCACUGCCACGGCUUGCGCACCGCCUUCACUCCGUCCGUCGAGUUCUCCUGCUGUCGCUUCGACGCGGAGCGCCGGCGCACGGCGACGCCGCGGCCCACGCCCACCACGACAGAGGGCACCACCUUCGAUGACGGUCUGGUCGACUCGAUCGUCAACUUCGGCGACGAGAUGCCGGAGGAGCCGCAUGGCGAGAACAGCCAGAUCGUCGACAUCGUAGCCAUCAUCACGGACAGCACGGGCAUUGUGGACAUCGUGACGCGGCCUUACACGGGUCCCUGGCCGCCGAGCGAGGAGCAGGGUGGUGGCGCCGUUACGCUUCCGUUCGCUAAGCCGGGCGAGACGUUCGAGCCCGGCUCUAUGGUCGGCCUCGGCCAGAACAACGUGAACCUGGGCACGACGUCGCUGCCGCCGGCGCCAGACGCAUUCCAAGCGGGUGACCUGCCGCCGCCGGAGGAGGAGGCCUCGCUGCCGGCCGGCGCAGACGUGCUGCUCACCACGGCCGCCACCACGCCGGCCAGCGUGGCGACGAGCACGCCGCCAGGUGAGCCGAGUACGGCCGCGGCCGAGCCGCCGCCGCAGCAGCUGGGUCCGCUGGCCAACGUGCCCGUCAUGGACCAGAACCUGGACUACAUCGGCGACGUCGACUACGACCAGCACCUGCUGCCGGCGCUGAUGCCAAUCCGGCCCGGCACCAAAGCCGGCGGCGUGGAGGCGACGCUGGAGGGCAGCGGCGACGCGCCCGCGCCCGGCGACGACCUGCUGCCGCUGGCGGCUGACGUCGCCAUCGAGGGCUCCGGCUCCGGGGCAGAGGCGGAGGCGGAGGCGGAAGCGAUGCACGAGCAGGCGCCCGAGGAGUCGACCCCGGCACCGCAGAUUCCGGCGGAUGCAGUCACGGCAGAGCGCCCCGCAGGCGCCGUGACAGCCACGCCAGAGGAGGACGCCGCGCAGACCGGCGGUGCCUCGGGCUCCGGCGCUUCUGCGGAACGGCCCCCAUCGACACAGCCCGCCGCGGAACUGGAGGAGUUCAAAGCCGGGAGUGCCCAGGAGGCAGAGCUGAAGGCGCCGCCGCAGAACGCGCACGGCUCUGUGGCGCUGAGCGCGGCCAUGGGCAGCCUCUCCACGUCCGUCCGCCCGCCAGUCUGCGGCAUGAUGGGCUCGUCACUCGCCAGUCUGCUGGCGCGCAGUCGAUACCGCCACCGCGGC